This is a messenger RNA of Amblyraja radiata (thorny skate), 852 nucleotides long. RefSeq names its product NACHT, LRR and PYD domains-containing protein 3-like. The transcript is spliced from 4 exons. NCBI's taxonomy places the organism in Eukaryota, Metazoa, Chordata, Chondrichthyes, Rajiformes, Rajidae. The record is from RefSeq and is a predicted model, not a curated record. The annotation marks the transcript as partial. Gene Ontology annotation, cellular component: cytoplasm.
AUGAUGAGAUGCCAUGGAUAUUUCCGUGAACAAGAACACGGGAGUGUCGCUGAGCUCGUGGAAAAGGGAACCCGCAGAGACAGUUCCACACUCUUCCUCAGUCUGGUGAUGGAGAAGGGUCACCUUGCCCGGCGGGUGAUGUGGGAAUCCUUUGUGAAAAUGCAGAACGAAUUGCCGAAGCUGAACAAAAUACUGAAAGAAAUCCAGGAGCACGGACCUGAUCCAGAAGAAUACAUGAAUAUCAUCGGAGGUUUAACUGAAUUACCCUCUCAUAUGGAAGAUGUUCAACAGAAACACAAGGAGACUCUGCGAGCACAGAAUGAAACACUGAGCGUCAACACCAUCCUGAUGAAGGAGAAGGUUAAGGAUUUCCCGUUGCGUGAUCGAUACGCUGAGCUCACAAUCAUCUCCACUGUUCGAGAUCGGACACUGGUGGAACAUGAGCUGCUGGCAAGAGGCCGGGACCAUGAAGAGUGGAGAGAGGAAUGUCUCCGGGGAAAACUGGAAAAAAUCAGGACAGAUGAAUUGUUCCACAGCAGCUUUUCCCGGAGUAAUUCCCGAUCUGGGAUUUCAGCAACAGUAGCCGGAGUUGCGGGGAUCGGAAAAACAACAAUGGUGCAAAAGAUUGUUCAUGAUUGGGCCACAGGGAAAAUGUACCCAAACUUCCAGUUUGUUUUCAGUUUCAAAUUCAGGGAUUUGAAUAUGAUUAACUGCAGAAUAAACCUGAGGGAACUGAUUCUGGAUCAGUAUCCUUACUUUGGGAAUAUGCUGCGGGAGGUCUGGAAGAACCCAAAGGGAUUGCUGUUUAUAUUUGAUGGUCUGGAUGAAUUCAAGGGCAGAAUCGAUUUUGCU